This is a messenger RNA of Carcharodon carcharias (great white shark), 2432 nucleotides long. Its product is annotated as gastrula zinc finger protein XlCGF26.1-like. Gene Ontology annotation, molecular function: DNA-binding transcription repressor activity, RNA polymerase II-specific. Gene Ontology annotation, biological process: negative regulation of transcription by RNA polymerase II. The record is from RefSeq and is a predicted model, not a curated record. Bases 510 to 1604 code for a protein of 364 amino acids. The transcript is spliced from 2 exons. NCBI's taxonomy places the organism in Eukaryota, Metazoa, Chordata, Chondrichthyes, Lamniformes, Lamnidae.
CGGGGCGGAGGGAGCGAUGGAUCCGGCGGGUGGGCGGAGAGGCUCCGGAAACAUGUUGUAUAAACCGUGAACCCCGAAUGAGAUGCUACCGACCCCCCGUUUGCACCGAGUGGACCCGAGAAGAAAUGUCCUGGUGACAAACCCGGAGCAGGAGCAGAGAAUGGCAUUUGGAGGGAUUGAUUUGCAGAUGGGAAAUUCAAACCAAACAUCACAUCAAGAUCUGACAGAGACAAUUGCUUCACCAGGACCUGAAUAUCAUCAGCCUUUGAAUGUGGAAGGAGGAAUGUUUGUCUGUGAGAAAAUAUUUCAAACAUCGAUGUGACUGGAAAAGCACGAAGACAGACACACACCCGAGUGACAGUGUUGCAGUGAAUUGACUGUGGAAAGUUUUAACCAGUUACACAGCCUGAAAAAACAUCACAGUGGGGAGAGACUGUACAUAUAUUGUAUGUGUGCGGCCUGGGUUCAACUGACCACGCAACCUGGAGAAGCACAAGGACACCCGCACCAUGGGGAAACCGUGGAAAUGUGAGGACUGUGGGAAGGGAUUCAAUUCCCCAUCUGAGGUGGAAACUCAUCGACGCAGUCACACUGGGGAGAGACCGUUCACCUGCUCCGUGUGUGGGAAGGGAUUCACUCAGUCAUCCAUCCUCUACACACACCAGCAUGUUCAUACUGGUGAGAGGCCAUUCACCUGCCUUGAAUGUGGGAAGGGAUUUAAUGCUUUAUCAAACCUCCGGACUCACCAUCGUGCUCACUCUGAUGAGAGACCAUUUAAAUGUUCUGACUGUGAGAAGAGCUUUAAAAGCAGAAAGGAUCUACUGACACACCAACGCACUCACACUGGGGAGAGGCCAUUCACCUGCACAGUAUGUGGGAAGGGAUUCACUCAGUCAUCCCACCUCCUGACACACCAACUUGUUCACACUGACAAUAGACCUUUUGAAUGUUGUGACUGUGAGAAGCGAUUUAAAAGCAAAAAGGAUUUACUGAACCACGAACGCACUCACACUGGGGAGAGGCCAUUCACCUGCUCCGUGUGUAGUAAGAGAUUCACUUGUUCAUCCCACCUUCUGACACACCAAUUUGUUCACACUGAUCAGAGACCUUUUCAUUGUUCUGACUGUGAGAAGACAUUUAAAAGCAAAAAGGAUCUUCUGAAACACCAACACACUCACACUGGGGAGAGGCCAUUCACCUGCUCUAUCUGUGGGAAGGGAUUCACUCGGUUAGCCCACCUGGUGAGACACCAUCGAGUUCACACUGGGGAGAGGCCAUUCACCUGCAGUGAAUGUGGACAGGAAUUCAUUGAUUCAUCCGACCUUCUGAUACACCAGCGAGUUCACUCUGGGGAGAGACCAUACGCCUGCCUUGUGUGCGGCAAGAGAUUCACUCAGUCAUCUCAUCUCACUGCACACCAACUUGUUCACACUGAUCAGAGACCUUUUAAGUGUUCUGACUGUGAGAAGAGAUUUAAAAGUAAAAGGAAUCUGCUGACACACCGGCGAGUUCACACUGGGGAGAGGCCGUUCACCUGCUCGAAGUGUGGGAAGGGGUUCACUCAGUCAAACAACCUGCUGAGACACCAGCAAGUUCACAUGUGACAGCGGGGGUUGGGUUCUGUUGUUAUUGCUGCUGUUAAUCACAUCCAGGACUGAAUCAUGUCUAGGCGCCUGUUUCCAAUGGGGUUCCACAGUUUGUGGUUUAUAUCAAUGAUUUAGACUUACUCAUUGCUCCUACAUUUAAUAAGUUUGCAGAUGAUACAGUAGUUGCUGGUGUGGCUGACAAUGAGGAAGAAAGCUGUGGACUGCAGGAAGAUAUCAAAGGACUGGUCAGAUGGGCAGAAAAAUGGCAAAUGGAAUUCAAUCUGGAGCAGUGUGAGAUAAUGAAUUUGGGAGGGUAAACAGGACAAGGAAUGAUCAAUAUACUUCUCAGCAUCAUCCCGUUUUGUGGAACAAAGAGACAUUGGAGUGCAGAUCCACAGGUCCCUGAAUGUGGCUGGAUGGGUAGAGCAGGUGGUCAAAAGGGCACCUGGGACACACUCUUGUCUGAGGACUAGAAUGUAAGAGCAGGGAGAUUAUGUUAGAAUUGUGCGAAACACUAGUUAGAGCACAGCUAGAGCACUGAGUACAGCUCUGGUCACUGCAUUAAUCAACUAUAAAGUAAAUAUUUAGCCUAAAACUAAGGACAAAUUGAUAAUUUAUCAUAUAAUUAGAGUCAGUAAUUAAUCAAAUCUAGGGGAUAAUGAUAAAGCUAACUAACCAGGGAUUGAAACAGUGAAGAAGUCUGAAUUUUUCAUGAAAUUAAACUCUGAGGUGUUUAGGUAUUCGGAGUUAAGAAAAACAUAGAAACUAGGAGCAGGAGGAGACCAUUCAGCCCUUCGAGCCUGCUCUGCCAUUCAUUAUGAUAAUCACGGCUGAUCAUCCAACUCA